Macrosiphum euphorbiae (potato aphid) is the source of this 369-nucleotide messenger RNA. NCBI's taxonomy places the organism in Eukaryota, Metazoa, Arthropoda, Insecta, Hemiptera, Aphididae. The record is from the annotation of a GenBank genome assembly.
AUGGAAUGGUCCAAUGAACAAAUUGCACAAUUUUUGGAGCUGUACGAAGGUGAGCCAUCUAUAUGGAAUCUAAGUGAUGCAAAUCACAAAAUUCGGAACCAUGUUCAUGAUGCUUGGGGAAGAAUUUCAAAAAACUUAAGUGGAGCUGAAUAUUCAAUAAGUGAACUUAAAAAAAAAGAUUCACUUAUGGGGACUUACAGAAAAAUGUCAUUGAAGGGCAAGGCUAGCAAAAAGACUGGUUCAGGUACGGACGGGAUAUUCAACAUUACCAGACACCACAAGCUUAUUUGGCACCUUCACCUCGCCCUCGGUCAUCACCAGAAUAUACAGAUCUAUGACCACAUAACCAGACACAACAAACUUAUUUAG